Messenger RNA from Conger conger (European conger), 3966 nucleotides. RefSeq names its product perforin-1-like. Lineage: Eukaryota; Metazoa; Chordata; Actinopteri; Anguilliformes; Congridae. Bases 267 to 1808 code for a protein of 513 amino acids. The record is from RefSeq and is a predicted model, not a curated record. The transcript is spliced from 4 exons.
GAAGAAGAGAGACAGGCUGGUAGUUGUUCGGAGCAGAGGGUUUUAGGUCUUUCAAGUUUUACUUGUGUUUUUUGUGUAUAUAUUCAUAGUGGCAUUGUGUAUUCACGACUGAAUAUUGUGGAGGGACCAGGGCCCUGCACACAGCACAACGCAUUGAUGAAACAAGAGAAGAGGCCAUUUUAUGUCUCAGCUGGGUCAACAGGAACUGAAGAGGACAAGCUGCAACAGGUUGACCUUGGCUACGAUCUCCGGCAACAGUGAGAGCUAUGACUCCCCAACCCUACCUGUGUCUCCUGGUCCUGGGACACCUGGGCGUGGUGCUCUCUUGUCGGGUGGGGACGCUGGAGGAAUGCCAGGCAGCCCCGUUCGUUCCCGGGCACAACCUGGCGGGAGAGGGCUUUGACGUCGUGACGCUCCAGCACAAAGGCGCGUACGUGAUCGACCUCCAGACCUUCCUGGACUCAAGCGACUCGUGCACCCUCUGUGAGAACCCGCUUCAUGGAGACGAGCUCCAGAAACUGCCGCUGUCCGUGCUGGACUGGCGGGCCUUCACCAGCUGCAGGCAGGAGCUGUCCAACACUCUGCUCAAAACCGUCACCUCCGUGGCCGACAGCGUGACCGACUUCAUCGAGAACGACUGGGCCGUGGGCCUGGGCCUCAGGAACAUCGGCCAUCUAACCAUUGGUGGCAGGCACUCCACCGCGGUCAAGUUCGCCAUUAAGGCCAAUGCGAUCGACAAGUCCGUCUUCACUUCUCACCAGCUCAGAUGUAGCCACUACAGUUACCGUGUCUCAGGAAACCCGCCUCUCAGCCCAGAGUUCCAACGGCAGUUGCGCUCUCUCCCACAGGAGUACAAUCUGAACACACGGCACCUGUACAAACGAUUCAUCCACACCUACGGAACGCACUACAUCCAGCAGGUGCGCCUGGGCGGUCGUCUUAGGAGGCUCACCUCCAUCCGCACCUGCCUGGCCACCGUCAACGGCUACUCGGCCACCAUGGUGAAGGACUGCCUGAACACGGGCCUCUCUGUGGGGCUGGGAUUUCUGAAACCUUCUGCCACCACCUGGUCCUGCAGAGGUCUGCUGGAGAACCAGGACAGGAAGACGGGCUCCUGGCAGUCAUACCUGAACCAUGUCACCGAGGUCCUGGGGGGGCGAAAGUGGUUGGGAGAGGUGUCCCUGUUCAGGAAUGAAUUAUUCGACUUCCAAAAAUGGCUGACCAGCCUCAAGGACCUCCCUGACAUCGUGUCGUACUCUCUGGUCCCCCUCCAUGAGCUGAUUCCCAACCCUGUCGUCAGGGGGAACGUGAAGUCCGCGGUCAACCAAUACCUGAAGGAGAACGCUAUCCUGAAAGACAAGUCCCCCAAACAGUGUUUUUGGGAGCCCAACCUUUCUCCUGACUGCUGCCCCCAAAACUCGAAGAGAGGCCAGCUGCAGGUGACGGUGAAGAGGGCCUCGGGGCUGCAUGGGGACCCGGUGGGGGAGACAGAACCCUAUGUGAAGUUCUGGUAUGGACCCCACUUCCGCAAGACCUACUGGAUCGACUCGGACGACAACCCCUACUGGAACCGGGACUAUGACUUGGGCCAUGUGGAGGCCUAUCACAAGCUGACGAUGGAAGUGUGGGACAAGGAUGUGUGGUACGAUGACUACCUUGGCGGCUGCUAUACGUGGCUGCGGGAGGGCAGCUACUCUGCCCGCUGCAGCCUGGAUGAAGGAGGGGACCUCUUCUUCUCCUACACUCUCACCUGCGACCCACAACUCAGCGGCUACCAGUGCGGCACGUACAGGCCUGCCCCCCAGUGAUGGGUCAGGAGACAACAGGCCAAAUAAAAAAAUAUAUAAAAAAAUAUAUUUGCACACUGAUCUGGUCACAGAAAUACCAGAAAAUGUACCUGCUGUUAUCAUCAAUGAACAAGAAUGUAAUCCUCCAGAGCAAUGUCACUAUCACCAAUCUACUGCAAUGCAUGUUUUAAAAUAAUCAGCACUUAUUGUUGUGUUAUCUUGAUUAAUGUAGUUAUCAUGAUGACUAUCACAUAUUGUGUGAAUCCAGCCAAGUUCACAGUGACCUGAUGAUUUUCUGCUCCAAUGAUUUUCACUUUGUCAAUCCACUAAGUUUCCAUAUCUUAUGGUUUCACAUCUCUUUGCGAUCACUUUAGAUCAGGAGGGCCAUUCUGUGUAAACUGAAAUUAAGUGCACCGUAGCAUAUCCUCAAUUUUUGUGUGGUAGUAGGCAAUGAUGAGGAAUAGAAAUCUGGAAAAUCUUAGCUUCAUAAGCUGCUUUGUUUUUGUGCUACAGCCUUCUAAAUUUCAGGGGGCCAUCGCUUAAGUGCCAAGUUGCAUGACAUCCACAUUUUACAUGGCCAUAAUUAAAAUAAUAAUUAAAACAUACAUUUCUAAUUCUCUCUACCUCUAUAAUGAAUAUAUAAUUUUGAAGAUAUUGGGCCUUAACCCUUUUAGUUCCAAGUCAAUAUGAAGUGGCUCCAUCCAAAUCCCAGGGCAUUUCGGCUAUGGUUGAGAACAUUUAGGAAGGUUGACUCGAGAAAUGGCUGAUUUGCAGGGCUCCCAACUAACCUUUUCAACUGGUGGCGCAAUCACAAAAUUUUGCGUGUCCUUGCACAUAUAAAUUAUACAUACCUGUACAGUGGUCCCCAGAAUUAUUUGCACCCUUCAUAUAAAAUCAGAAAAAUGGCUGCCUAUUAUAAACAACACAGACAAUAAUCUAUGUUAUGUUUAAACAUAUGGGUCAACUAUAUACUUUUAUUUCAAUACAUCAUUAUAAUACAUUUUAAUACAAGAAUCUAAUUUUUCCAAACCAUAGGUCUUAAGAAUUAUUAGCACCCCCUAACAUUUAUUGUGAAUACAAUCAAAGUGAAAUAGGCAAUAAAAUGUUCUUUAUUUUAGUUUUAUCUCAGGGUAAAGGAACUAUAUUGUGUCAUGUCCAUCACUUCCUGUUAAAUAGAGAAUAAAAAUGAGGUAAACUGCAUGCAGUACAACAAAUAUGAAGGUGUGAAAUUAGGUAAAAAAAAAUGUCUGUCAUCCAUAAGUAUGGGAAAAGCCAAAUAAUUGUCAAUUCAGAAGAUACCUACCUACCUUCAAAUAUGGAGAUGGGUUGUUGAUGUUUUGGAGAUAAUUUGCAGCCAGUAUUCCAGUGGCUUUAAGAUCAAUAGCAUAAUGAAUUCAGCCAGGUACCAGGACAAACAAUAUCCUCUUCAAAUGUGUUCACUAACCUUAUCACACAUUAUAGAUAAAGAUCCAUGGCUGUCAUCUUUGCCAGGGGUGUUUGCAUAAAGUAUUAAACCAAUAAUUGAAAUCUGUUGGGGAAAUGCAUUUUCAAUUUGAUGAAUGUUAGACUGCUCUAAGAAUGAGUAUUUGACGGGUCAGCUGUGGGGCACUCCAGGGCACGCCAGCUCCUCCUGCGUCAAGAGCUCGGUGUCUGACUUUUUGAUUGAAUUUCGAGCUUUGGCGGCCUCUGCUGGCUGGAAGCUCUGACACAGUCUGCCGCAAACUCGCACCACGGCUUAUCGGCUUAACUGAAAUAUUAUUUCCAGUACUAUAUAUGCAGUAUAACUACCUUGUGUCUUGUUGAUUGAUGUGCUCAGUCUUGCCAUGGUGUAUGACUUCUGACAUUAAACUGUCUUCAGCAACCUCACCUUGGAAGCAGAGUUUGGCUGUUCCUCAUCAGUUUUAACCCUCCGACACAGCUGUUUCUGUUUCAGUUAAUGAUUGUGUUUCAAACCUACAUAUUAAAUUGAUGACCAUUAGUUCCUGUUUGGUAUAAUUGGUUAAUCACACACCUGACUAUAUGCCUAAAAAAUCCCUGACUUUGUACAAGUGUACCAAGAAGAAUUGAUGCUGGUUUGAAGGCAAAGGGUAGUCACACCAAAUAUUGAUUUGAUUUAGAUUUUUCUUCUGUUCACUCACUUUGCAUUUUGUUAAUUGAUAAAAAUAAACUAUUAACAUUU